AUGGACAAGACAAUGUUUAUCAUAUUAGCUGCUGUCACUUUGGCACAGGCUGCCAAAUUGGACAGAGUUUAUUUGCCACCAAAUGCUCAAGCAGCCUCAGGGUCAGACAAUUUCCUUAGGACUCCUUACCAGUCCAAUAAUGGGAUACAAGAAGAAAAUAGCAAUGACUUCGCUAAUGCACCUGUCUCCAACGAAAACGCUUACAGUCAGAAUGCCUUCUCUGAUUUUGAAGCUCGUCCCGAACGUGCACAAGCUGCAUUUGAAAGAAACGCCGCUAUUCUGCGCCAGGACAACUCAAAUGAUGGAGAAACUUACUCGUAUACUUACGAGACAGAAAAUGGUAUCUUUGCUGAAGAAAAUGGAGUGGCCACUAAUGGCGUACAGGCCCAAGGCGGGUAUACAUACACAGGAGAUGAUGGAAAUGUUUACACCGUGAGAUAUACAGCUGAUGAGAACGGUUUCGUCCCACAAGGUGAUCACCUACCCACUCCUCCUCCCAUUCCUGAGGAAAUUCUGAAAGCUUUAGAACAAAAUGCACGUGAUGAAGCUGCAGGCAUUUAUGAUGAUGGAUCCUACAGCGAGGCUAAAUACGGUGCAGCAGAUAGCAACUCGCAACAGUACUACAAUAACAAUGCACAGCCUAUCGACUACAAUGAAGACUCUCUCAACAUCAAUUCCGCUGGUCUCCGUAACGAUGGUGAUUUAAAAAACACCAUUGAGAAAACUUACCUUCCUCCGUUUGCUCAGCAGAACAACAACAGAAGAAACUACAACUCCAGAGAUGGAUCAUCCAAAGACGUUCCCACUUACAACAACCAACAACAGUACUACAACACGAACACUCAGCUUAUCAACUAUAAAAAAGACUCUAUUGUCAUGAUUUCAUCAAACAGUCCAUUGAGAAAACUUACCACCACCUUAGGUUCAGAGGAAUCAGAACCAAAGAAAUAG
Molecule: messenger RNA, 951 nt
Organism: Arctia plantaginis
Lineage: Eukaryota; Metazoa; Arthropoda; Insecta; Lepidoptera; Erebidae
Source: the annotation of a GenBank genome assembly